CGCAAAUCUCGGCCCCAAAAGCCCUCCCUUUAUUUUAUUUUAUUUUAUUUUGCCUCGGGCAAAGUGUAUAAAGCGUGCCAAAAGCCAAUGUUGGCAAGGUUUCUUUGUCAACCACGUUUUGAAUAAAAAAAAUCGCCCCUCUUCUUUCUUGUAAAUUUUUUUCUGAUAACAUUCAUUUUAUAAAACAAAAGCCAUGUCUGGAACUACCGCUACUACCACCACCCACUUGUGGCUCCGCGAGGAAACCAAGCCCAUGGAGCACCGCGCCGCGCUCUCUCCCGAGGUGUGCAAGAAACUGCUUGCCACGGGCAACUUUGAGAUCACAGUUGAGGAGUCCAAGGAGCGGAUUUUCGCCGACGCUGAGUACACUGCGGUCGGAUGCCGUCUGGUGGCUGGCGACAGCUGGCGCGCGGCUCCCCAAGAUGCCAUUAUCACUGGCCUGAAGGAGCUGCCCGAGAACGACACUACGUCGCUCCCUCACACGCACAUCAUGUUCGCUCACUGCUACAAGCGCCAGGGCGGCUGGAAGGAUGUGCUUUCGCGGUUUGUUGAGGGCAACGGUCUUCUGUACGAUCUGGAGUUCCUGAACGACGAGAGUGGUCGUCGUGUGGCUGCCUUUGGCUUCUAUGCUGGGUUCACUGGCUCGGCCGUGGGUAUCGAUGCCUGGUGCCACCAGCAGCUGAAUUCCGGCGAGAAGUACCCGGUUAUCACACCCUACCCUAACGAGGAUGUUUUGAUUGCUGAGACCAAGGAGAAGCUGGCCAAGAUUGGCAAGAUGCCCAAGAUCAUGGUCAUGGGUGCCAUGGGUCGUUGCGGUAGCGGCGCUGUGUCGUAUGCGCGCAAGGCGGGUAUUCCCGAGGAGAACAUCAUCAAGUGGGAUAUGGCCGAGACCGCCAAGGGUGGCCCGUUCCAGGAGAUCAUGGACGUUGACAUUUUUGUCAACUGCAUCUACCUGUCGUCGCAGAUUCCGCCGUUCGUCACCCAGCAGCAGAUUGACGCUGAGCGCCAGCUGUCGGUUAUCGUUGAUGUCAGCUGCGACACGACUAACCCGUUCAACCCUAUCCCCAUCUACAACGUCAACACUACCUUUGACAACGCCCUGCUGGACAUUCCGUCGACAAACGCCAAGCCCCUGCAGCUGUGCUCUAUUGACCAUCUGCCCACUAUGCUCCCCCGUGAGUCCUCGAACCAGUUCUCCGAGGACCUGCUGCCCACCCUGCUGCAGCUGCCCACCCACACGUCUGCGCCCGUGUGGACUCGCGCCAAGAAGCUGUUUAACGAGAAGGUUGAGUCCAUGGCGACUACCGACUAAUAGGCGUAUAGAAACAAUUACCUUCCAGUGCUGGUUUUUUUAAAAUAAUAAUUUUGUGUUUUACAAUUAUCUCUCCUCAUACCUACCUCCCAAGCUGUGCCGUCUCGUUCAUGAAAGCAGUACAAGGCAUCUCGCAGAACAUAUACUUUAAACACAAAAGAGUCGAUAAUACA
Molecule: messenger RNA, 1485 nt
Organism: Kickxella alabastrina
Lineage: Eukaryota; Fungi; Kickxellomycota; Kickxellomycetes; Kickxellales; Kickxellaceae
Product: saccharopine dehydrogenase
Exons: 1
Coding region: 194-1312 (372 amino acids)
Cellular component (GO): cytoplasm
Molecular function (GO): saccharopine dehydrogenase (NAD+, L-lysine-forming) activity
Source: RefSeq, a predicted model, not a curated record